AAUAACUCGUGGUUUAACUCGUUUAACUGCAUGUCAAAACCAGUCACCGAUGAUCUCAUAUCGUUUGUAUCUUCGGAAUCUUGAAUUGAUUCUCUGACAAAUGGUAGUGCUGGUCGAAUCAACAUAUAUAUAAAUGAAACCAAAAUUGAUCAAUCCGAAAUUAGGACUUCUUAGAGAUUAAUUUACGAAAUUCUCAGGGUUUUUUUGGAUUCUCGAGCAUUAAAUAAAAAGGCUCAAGAACGUGAGAGAUAUUGUUUCUAAAAUUCAUUUGAAAAAUACAAUUCUGUUUUAACAGUCAGCACAACGGGGGCCGAACAGUCAGCCAUGUCCGUCUCACAGAUGGAAAAGAACUUGUUCAAUCUAAAGUUUGCAGUCAAGGAGCUGGAACGAAAUUCAAAAAAAUGCGAGAAAGAAGAAAAAGUGGAGAAAGCAAAGGUGAAGAAGGCGAUACAAAAGGGAAAUAUGGAGGGAGCUCGUAUUCACGCUGAGAAUGCCAUAAGACAAAAGAAUCAAGCGUUGAAUUACUUAAGAAUGAGUGCUCGUGUUGAUGCUGUUGCAAGCCGAGUGCAAACAGCUUUAACAACGAGAAAAGUCACUCAGUCCAUGGCUGGAGUUGUUAAAGCUAUGGAUGCGGCUAUGAAAUCCAUGAAUCUUGAAAAAAUAUCAGGGCUCAUGGACAAAUUCGAGAGCCAGUUUGAAGAUCUUGAUGUACAAAGUUCAUACAUGGAAAAUGCCAUGUCGCAAACUACCACAACAAACGUUCCUCAGAACGACGUAGAUACAUUGAUGCAACAAGUCGCUGACGAGGCUGGCCUGGAGUUGAACAUGGAGCUUCCUUCGGGACAAAUGGGUAGUCUUGGAGCUUCAACCGCGGUUAGUCAAGAACAGGAUGAGUUGACGCAACGGCUGGCUCGACUUCGAGAAUAAAAAUAAUAAAUUCCAAAAAAGUUUUAAAUAUGAAAAGUAAAGUUAAAUACUGACCACACGUGUAAUAUAAUUUAUAUAUAUAUAUUCGUCUGUGCACAGGCGUUUUGCUUGUCGAAUCGCUGAUUCGCACACGAUUGGAAGAUAAUGAAAAAAAGCCUUGUCAACAAAUUUUGUGUUAUUUUUUUUAACAUUGCAGCAUUAAGCUCUUCAAUGAAUAUUUCUAUUUGCUGAAUAAUAAUUGAGCAAUGAGUUUUUAGCUCAUUUGCGAAAAUACUGAAAAAAUCAAGGUUGCAUAAAAAGUUUAAAGCUUCAAUAGAUAUGUGUAAUAUAGCUUUUAUAAAUAAAACCAACGUUGAAUGAAAUAUUCUCUAAGAAUGCUUGCAACGUUACGAUAUUUUCAAGAUGUAAUAAAAAUUUCAACACUCGGCAAAA
Molecule: messenger RNA, 1359 nt
Organism: Venturia canescens
Lineage: Eukaryota; Metazoa; Arthropoda; Insecta; Hymenoptera; Ichneumonidae
Gene: Chmp1
Product: charged multivesicular body protein 1
Exons: 4
Coding region: 325-927 (200 amino acids)
Biological process (GO): late endosome to vacuole transport; endosome transport via multivesicular body sorting pathway; protein transport
Cellular component (GO): multivesicular body; ESCRT III complex
Source: RefSeq, a predicted model, not a curated record